AUGGCUGGCAGGCGAGGUGAUACACCAGUCCGGGCCACCGAUUUGACACAGACCGUGUGUGUGGGAUGCCACCGUCUCAUCCGGGACAAGUACCUGCUUAGCGUCAUUGACGGCCUAUGGCAUGAGCAAUGCGUCCGGUGCGUGGCGUGUGGCGACCCGCUCAAGAACACUUGCUUUCUCCGGGACCAGAAACUGUACUGCAAGCGCGACUACGCCAAUCUGUUUGCAGUGAGAUGUGGUGGCUGUGCAGAGGCCAUCUCCCCUGCAGAGCUGGUGAUGCAUGCUGGAGCUGCAGUGUUCCACCUGGCCUGUUUUAGCUGCAGUCUGUGUUCCUGUCUUCUGCGGACUGGAGACUGCUGUGUCCUCAGGGAAGGACGGUUGCUCUGUGCUAGAGACUACAACCAGGAAGUGGACAGACUCACCUCAUCAGACUCAGGUGAAAGUGAUGAUGAGGAGGAGGAGGAGGAGGAGGAGAAAGGGGAUGAGGGCAGUGUGAAGGCUUCAGGCAGACGUGGCGGCGGAGCAGACGACCCUGAACACAAACGACCCAAACGUCCACGCACCAUUCUGACCACCCACCAGAGACGGGCCUUCAAAGCAUCCUUCGAAGUCUCCUCCAAGCCCUGCCGGAAGGUGAGGGAGACCUUGGCAGCGGAGACCGGUCUGAGCGUGAGAGUCGUGCAGGUCUGGUUCCAAAACCAAAGAGCCAAGAUGAAGAAACUGGCCAGAAGGCAGCAACAGCAGCAGCAACAAGAGCAGCAAGAACAGCCAGCACAUCACACUGCGCCCUCCUGUGGCAGUCUGACCUCUGACCUGAACCCUCUGAGCUUGUACCACCACCCCCAGCACCACCCCCAGCACCACCCCCAGCACCACCACCCCAGCCUCCAGCAGAUGCAGGCCCUGGCCCAGGCCACCUCCUUGGGGGUGCAGGAAUAUGACAUGGAGCCCUUUAGACAGGGACUCACCCCUCCACAGAUGCCCGGGGACCACAUGCACCCCUACGGCUGCAAGGCCCUUUAUGUGGAGAUGGAUGGGAACCCUCUCUGUAACUUAGGCGACGGAGACUGCCUGUCUUUGUGUGACUCAUCCCUGGCCACGCCUAUCGACCACCUUUACUCCAUGCAAGACUCCUACUUCACCUGA
Messenger RNA from Salvelinus namaycush (lake trout), 1146 nucleotides. RefSeq names its product LIM homeobox transcription factor 1, alpha (gene lmx1a). Bases 1 to 1146 code for a protein of 381 amino acids. The transcript has 8 exons. Gene Ontology annotation, molecular function: RNA polymerase II transcription regulatory region sequence-specific DNA binding; DNA-binding transcription factor activity, RNA polymerase II-specific. Gene Ontology annotation, cellular component: nucleus. Lineage: Eukaryota; Metazoa; Chordata; Actinopteri; Salmoniformes; Salmonidae. Gene Ontology annotation, biological process: neuron differentiation; regulation of transcription by RNA polymerase II. The record is from RefSeq and is a predicted model, not a curated record.